GGUGUGGUGUACCUAUCUAGCUCGAGUGAUUCCGAACUUGUUUUAUCAAAAAUAAAUAUUAUUAUUCGAUGCUUAUAAUAUUGUAGCAAUUACUCAUUCUCGUAUUCGUUUGUCCGACAUCCGGACUAUAUAGGAUAUAGCACAUACUUACACGUUCUUGGUACCUAAGUUUUCUACAUACCUAUUAUUGAUUAUUAGGGCUCGGAUUUUGUAUCAUAUUGUUCUUCUGUUUUUCUAUAUAAGAAAUUUGACUUAAAACUUAGUUACACAAAUACAUUCCAUGUCAUUCUGAUUCCAAAUAAAUACAUUUUUUAUUGCUUUUUUCCAAUUAUUCCGGUCGUGUCAUUUUUAUAUGUUUAUAUGCCUUAUUGAUAAAAAAACUUAAUUUUAUUUAUAGGAUAUGAAAAACUACAUUUCUUAUUUAUGUAUGGUAGUAUAGAUACUUACAGCAGUGGCGUACACAAAUAUUUUCGAUGAUGGGAGGGGAGGUGUGCUAUAUAAAAAAAAUGAUAUGUACGUACAUGUAUAUAAUAUAUCAAAAUAUUCAUUAAUUUGUAUGCAUCUUUACAUAAAGUGUAAAAAUACCAGGGGGGUUAACCCCCUCCCUCUCAUAUUUUUACGCCACUGACUUACAACUCUAAAUGUAUGUCAAACACGGAAUACGAACUAAAGUUAUUAAUCAUGAUACUUACUUAUAACUAUUAUGUAGUAUGUAUUCACUGCACUAUCACUAUUAUUAAUAUUAAUAUUAUGCUAGAACUAAUACCUUAAAUUUAAAUUAAUAUUCAUGCUGAAGUACCUCCGAUGGGAGGUCUCUUCAUUCAGUCUCUUCUGUCUAUUUUUUGUUUAUGUUAUUAUCAAUUAAGCUUAUUGUUCAAUAUUGUAACAGAUAGCGUAAUAAAUAAAAUUUUGUUUAAAAAAAAAAAAAAAUUAAUCAUGAUUGUUUGUUUUCGUUUAUCAAUCAAACCGAUAAACGAUAUCAUUAAUGCUAAUAAUACCUAUAUAGCCUUUUUAUAGACUUAUUAUAUUUUGAUUUUUUUAAAAAAAUGUAUGUAUGCUUUUUUGUUAUUUAUUCUACUUUAAAAUCUGAGCUAUAUUGCUUUUGAGUCAUGUUGCAUAAACGAUGGAUACCUUUCAAGAAAGGAUGCUGCAACUUUGUCGUAUCUGUGGAAAUCCUGGCCUGUUGCAUAUUUACAAUCAACUUGAUGAUAUUUCGGCGAACUUAGCUGAUAAGAUUAACUCAUUUUUAACUUUCAAAGUGUCUCCUGCUGAUCAACUAUCACUGAAAAUUUGUGAAAAUUGUAUCAAUCAAGUAGAAGAUGUGUACCCUAUAUUUGAAUAUUGUCAUAAUACUACACAACUAAUGUCGAUGAUUGUUGGAAACAUACCACAGGAUACAAUGAAUAUUGAAAAUGCAUCGUUAGAAAUGUCUGAAACCUUUCAAGAAGAUUUGAAUGAAUUUGAUAUUAAUGAAGUAAUAGUUCAAGAAAAUAAUAAUAAAGAAAAUGAGUUUGGCAAUGUUAAGAGGGAACAUGCUAUUGAAAAUAUUGUACAUACUGCCCGUAAUACUUUUGGAAGUACAAAUCAAAUACAAUGCUUACGCUGUACAAAUAUUUUUACCUGUGGUACAGAAUUGAGACGCCAUAUUCUGUUGAACCAUAACUUGAAAGACUUGGAUUGUCAUCAUUGUUUUCGUCGCUGUUCAAAUUUAUUGGAAUUUGAAAACCAUGUAAAAUUACACUUUAAAGCUCAACACCCAUAUUAUCCAUGUGAUUUAUGUUUAAUCAGCUUCAACAAUUUAGCAAAUCUUAUACUCCACAUUAAGACACAUGACAUACCACAUUCCAAAGAAUGGGCACUUAUUUACAAUCUAUCUGAUAAAUCUACAUCUUUUUCUUGUCGAUACUGUAAUAAGACUUUUAUACAUGAAGCAUCAAGGCAAAUCCAUGAACGUAUUCAUUUUACAUGCUUAAUAUGUGAGACAUGUGGUAAACAAUUGCCAAACAAAUCUCAAUUGAGUGUACACCAGCGUCAACAUACCGGGGAAAGGCCUUAUCAGUGUACAAACUGUGGUUCUUCGUUUAAAUGCUUGUCAACAUUACGCCAGCAUGAAGUUGUACACUAUGAAAAAAAAUACAGCUGUGAAGUCUGUCAGCGUAAGUUUAGCCGGCCCGAGAAGGUUCGUAUACACAUGAGAGUACACACAGGGGAAAAGCCCUACAACUGUUUGAUAUGCUAUAAAAAGUAUCAACAGAAAAAUGAUUUAAAUCGUCAUAUAAAAAAGAAACAUGAGGAGAAUUAUGCUAUGAACAAUAUCAGACUAAACUUGUUUUAAAUAUUUAAUUGACUCAAUAUUUUAAAUAAUUAAAUCAUUGGUUACUAAUAUUCUCAUUUAUAUUUAAUGA
Messenger RNA from Myzus persicae (green peach aphid), 2405 nucleotides. Its product is annotated as zinc finger protein 709-like. Lineage: Eukaryota; Metazoa; Arthropoda; Insecta; Hemiptera; Aphididae. The record is from RefSeq and is a predicted model, not a curated record. Bases 1124 to 2335 code for a protein of 403 amino acids. The transcript has 6 exons. Gene Ontology annotation, cellular component: nucleus. Gene Ontology annotation, biological process: regulation of immune system process; negative regulation of transcription by RNA polymerase II; regulation of cytokine production. Gene Ontology annotation, molecular function: RNA polymerase II transcription regulatory region sequence-specific DNA binding; DNA-binding transcription factor activity, RNA polymerase II-specific; zinc ion binding.